AUGUUGUCUAAAAUUGUGCAAAAUCUUUUUAAUAAUGUUAAAACACUUCCAAGAGAUAAAUCAAUCCCUCCACCUUUACUUUUUGAUUUACUUAUAGCGGCCGAUGAGCUUUGUCUUGGUAGAUUGAUUGAUCAUACGCAAAAACAACUUUGUGAUUCCUUGGAUUGUAUCAAUUUUUUCCUUGACAAUUUAGUCGGGAUUUAUAACCUUACAACACAAUUUCCACAUUUUCAAAUCCUCCAAAGACAUUUUACCAUGUUAAUUGAAAAUCAUCCAACGGAAAUAUUUAAUUCCCAUUAUUUUCUUGAACUACCCGAAGAGAUUCUCUUGUCAUGCUUAAGAAAUGAUAAUUUACAUCUUUAUGAAAUUGAGAUUUGGGAAAAAGUUUUAGAAUGGGGGAUUAAUCAAAUUCCAAGAAAGUUAAACAGGUUUAAGGUGGAAGAUUGGGAGGUUGAAGAUUUUAUCGAACUUGAAAUGAAAUUAAAGAAAUGCAUUCCAUUGAUAAGAUUUUAUCACAUUAAAUCGGGAAUUUUGUAUAAUGAUGUCAUUCCUUUUCAACCGAUUAUACCAGAUUCGAUCUUUAAUAACAUUUUAAAAUUUCAUCUAACAAAUGACAUAUUACCAUUGCCUAUUGAAAUAUCUAAUGUUAGAUGUCCAGAAUUAUAUGAUAAUAAAGCAACCUUAUCAAAUACAUUAAAACUUUUAGAUAGUAUUGAUAAAUAUUUUGGAUAUUUCUGGUCAAGAAUUUAUGCAAGGAAACUUCAUGGUUCAAUUGAAUUUUUUCCACGAUACUUGGAAGGUGUCACCAAACUUACAUACAUACCAGGUCACGAUGGGGAUAAUUACGUGAAAUUUGAUGAUUUGAUUCAAAAGUCAAUACUUAAACAAGCCUUUCUCAGUUCGAUGAUUGUUGAUUUCGCAUGGUUAUCCUCAAAGUUACCUAAUAAUCGGCAAAUUGUUUUGGCCAAAGACUGGAGAAAGGAAGAUAAUGAAUCGCAAGGAUUGAAUGGUAUCCCAAAUACAAAGUAUUUGAUCGUUCAUGCGCCUAAGGCUGAAAAUGGAUUCGGAUGUUUCCAUGCGAAAUUAAUGUUAUUGUUUUUCGAUAAAUGGAUGAGAGUUGUCAUUUCAUCCGGGAAUUUGGUUCCUCAAGACUGGGAACUUUGUGAAAAUGGGGUCUUUAUUCAAGAUUUUCUUGUUCGUGAUAAGUCUAAAGAAUUUAACGGUCUACAAGGAUUUGCUAGAGAUAUUAAUGAUUUCUUGGUAUCCAUGGGACUUAAAACGCAUAUCGUUAAUCUUCUUCCAGAAUACGAUUACUCAAAGUCAAAGGCAACUCUCAUUCCUUCAAUUCCUGGUAUUCAUAAAGGAAUGGAAAAUAUCAAAAGGUUUGGGCAUGGACGCAUAUGUAAGGCAGUUAAAGAAUUAUGCGGAAGUCGUGAUGAUGUUCAAUUAGAAUUUCAAAGUUCUUCGAUCGGCAGUCUUAAUAAACAAUACUUGGUUGAAUUUUACCAAUCCGCAAGGGGACUGGAUCCUGUUUCAGCUCUAAGCCGUCCUCGACCAAAAAAAGGAGAAGUUGAUCCUUUGCCUCCAAUCACCGUAGUAUAUCCUUCUAGUAAAGUUGUUUACGAGUCAAAAUAUGAAUAUUCGGAGAAACUUGCAAUUGCGUCGACAAUAUGCCUUUCCGAAAAAGCAUACAACAAAGAUACAUUUCCCAAAGAAGUUUUAAGAAAUUGCAUUUCUAAACGGGAUGGAAAGUUGAUGCAUUCAAAGUUUGCAUUGGCUCAAUUUCGGGAAAAACCUAAUGACAUGCCAUUAAAUGUUGAAUCACAAGAGAAUGCAGGAGGAUGGUAUUAUUGCGGGAGUCAUAAUUUUUCCGAAUCGGCUUGGGGAAAAGUUACCACGUCACGAGAAACAAAGGAAUUGCAAAUAAGAAUUAAUAAUUGGGAGUUGGGCGUUUUCUUUCCAAUUUACAGAAAAGAACAGGAGUAUCUUCCAAAUCAAGAUUACGACAAGAAAGAUUGGUUUAAUGAACAUUCUGUUCCCGUGCCUUAUAUUAGACCGCCACCUCGCUAUGCAGGAAAUGAAACGCCAAAGGUAACUUUAUAG
Funneliformis mosseae is the source of this 2103-nucleotide messenger RNA. Lineage: Eukaryota; Fungi; Glomeromycota; Glomeromycetes; Glomerales; Glomeraceae. The record is from the annotation of a GenBank genome assembly.